Messenger RNA from Spizellomyces punctatus DAOM BR117, 957 nucleotides. RefSeq lists its product as uncharacterized. The transcript has 5 exons. Bases 1 to 957 code for a protein of 318 amino acids. The record is from RefSeq and is a predicted model, not a curated record. Gene Ontology annotation, molecular function: hydrolase activity, acting on ester bonds. Lineage: Eukaryota; Fungi; Chytridiomycota; Chytridiomycetes; Spizellomycetales; Spizellomycetaceae.
AUGCGUCCCUUUGCUCCAGUUCUUUUGGCCCUUGCGGCUACAUCUGCAUACUCUGCCCCUGUUGAACGGCGAGAUGAAAUACAUGCAGUCCUGGACCGCCGACUCUCGCUUCCACUCUGGCCCUGGGAAAUCCCGGGCUCGAAGCCUGCUGGCCUCAAAAAGAUUGUAGCUUUCGGUGAUUCCCUGUCAGACAACGGCAACACUUUUAGAAUCUUGAACAACACGUACCCGUACCCUAGCUUUUACUCUCAAGGUCGGUACAGCAAUGGACCAACUUGGGUGGAAUACCUUUCGCAAGAGCUCGGAACGGAAAUGGAGAAUCAUGCGUUUGGGGGAUCUAGCACUGAUUCAAUGUCUGUCAAGGGAGAAGCUCCAACUGGAACUAUAAUACCCGAAAUGCCUGGUCUUAUUCAGCAAGUGACUACUUGGAAAGAUUCCAAACCCCAAUUUGACCCUGCGACAACCUUGUUUUCUGUCUGGUCCGGUGCUAAUGACUAUUUUAAUGCCAAAACCCCCCUAAGUCCCGCUACCGUUGUUGACGCAACAAUGAAGUCUAUCAAUACUCUGGUUGCUGCCGGCGCAAAGAAUUUGCUUGUCUUCAACAUGGCUCCAGGACAGGAAAAGAUUCCAUUCCUCGAGCACAACCUGCGCUUGGGUCUUGAGCUCCUUAAAUUCAGCGUGGCAAACCCGAGUGUCAAGCUUGUUACAAUGGACAUGGCUAUCGAGUUCGGAUACAUUGCGUUGAACCGUAAAUCUUUUGGGUAUAAUAUGCCCUUGACGGAUAUCACCAAGCCUUGCUUGCAGCAAGUCGAUCUCAAUAAUCCGGCUACUUGGAUAAUGUGCGCAGACCCGAGUCAGUUUAUCAUGUUUGAUGUUCAUCCCACCACAAAGACGCACAGCAUCAUAAAAGACCAGGUGAAGAAGGGUCUGGUGAAGCACAACAUCAUUGCCGGGUGA